AUGGAUCCGCCAGGAACGGUCCUGUCCGGGGGCAGCUCCCCUGCGUGCUCCCACCUUUGUGGCACAGGCUGCUCAUCAUCCACACAUUUUGCAAAAGGUUCAAUCCUCAUCAUGCCUUUCUCUACAGCUUAUGGUAUUUUGGGAGCAGAUGUCAGAUCAAACACAGCUGCAACUACUCCCUCGUCCUGUGCUCAGGGCAAGUCAGCACCCUUACCUGUCCCCACAGCCCAUAGCAGCGCAGCCCGCGCUGCUCCGCGCUCCAAUGCCCGGGCAGCAGGACUGUGUGUGCUGCGCUCUGCAAGAAGAGGAAGGUCAAGUGCCCAGCAAAGAGGGUUGCAACCUUCGUUUGCAUGUGGAGGAGUCGUAUCUGGAGAAUCGGGAUUUAUUGGGAGUGAAGGAUUUCCAGGAGUCUACCCUCCAAACAGCAAAUGUACUUGGAAAAUCACAGUCCCAGAAGGCAAAGUGGUGGUUCUGUCUUUUAGGUACCUAGACCUGGAAAGCGACAACUUGUGCCGAUACGAUUUUGUUGAUGUGUACAACGGGCACGCCAACGGGCAGCGCAUCGGCAGGUUCUGCGGCACCGUGAAGCCGGGCGCCCUCGUGUCCAGCAGCAACAAAAUGCUGGUGCAGAUGACUUCAGAUGCUAACACUGCUGGAAGUGGAUUCAUUGCCAAGUUUUCUGCAGCGGAACCCCACGAAAGAGGCGAUCAGUACUGUGGGGGACGGCUAGAGAAACCUUCUGGGUCCUUUCAAACUCCCAACUGGCCAGAUCGAGAUUAUCCAGCAGGAGUCACAUGCUCCUGGCACAUUAUAGCCCCAAAGAAUCAGCUAAUAGAGUUAAAGUUUGAGAAGUUUGAUGUGGAAAGAGACAACUACUGCAGAUAUGACUAUGUAGCAGUGUUUAAUGGUGGGGAAAUCAAUGAUGCUAAAAGAAUUGGUAAAUACUGUGGAGACAGUCCACCCGCGCCUAUUCUAUCUGAGAAAAAUGAACUGCUCAUUCAGUUUUUGUCAGAUUUAAGUUUAACAGCUGAUGGUUUUAUUGGCCAUUACAAAUUCAGACCAAAGAAGUUACCCACAACCACAGUUCCACCUACAACAACAGCUCCAGCUACAUCAACUUUGAAACCUACGGUUGCUCUGUGCCAGCAAAAGUGUAGGAGGAGCGGGACACUUGAAAGCAAUUACUGCUCAAGCAACUUCGUCAUAACUGGAACUGUAAUUACCACAAUGACCAGGGCUGGCAGUCUACAUGCAACGAUAUCGAUCAUUAACGUGUAUAAGGAAGGAAAUUUAGCAAUUCAGCAAGCAGGCAAGAGUAUGAGUGCCAAGAUUACAGUUGUAUGUAAGCAGUGUCCUCUGAUCAGAAGAGGUUUAAACUAUAUCAUCAUGGGCCAGGUAGAAGAAGAUGGUAGAGGCAAAGUCCUGCCCAACAGCUUUGUCAUGAGUUUCAAGACUAAGAACCAAAAGAUCCUCAAUGCCUUGAAAAACAAAACAUGUUAAAACUACGCUCUGCUGCUGCCUUCUAUCAC
Molecule: messenger RNA, 1529 nt
Organism: Nothoprocta perdicaria
Lineage: Eukaryota; Metazoa; Chordata; Aves; Tinamiformes; Tinamidae
Gene: PCOLCE2
Product: procollagen C-endopeptidase enhancer 2
Exons: 10
Coding region: 1-1500 (499 amino acids)
Molecular function (GO): protein binding
Source: RefSeq, a predicted model, not a curated record